Phascolarctos cinereus (koala) is the source of this 2097-nucleotide messenger RNA. RefSeq names its product hydroxyacyl-CoA dehydrogenase trifunctional multienzyme complex subunit beta (gene HADHB). Gene Ontology annotation, molecular function: acyltransferase activity, transferring groups other than amino-acyl groups. Gene Ontology annotation, cellular component: mitochondrion. Gene Ontology annotation, biological process: fatty acid beta-oxidation. The record is from RefSeq and is a predicted model, not a curated record. NCBI's taxonomy places the organism in Eukaryota, Metazoa, Chordata, Mammalia, Diprotodontia, Phascolarctidae.
GGCGGGCGGGGCGGGGUCAUUUAUAGCCUUCGGUGUCUUGUCACUCAAAUUGGGCUCUAGUUCCCGGGAUCGCUAUCGGGCUGAAGGUCGCGCAGUCUAGAACUGAGACUUCAAAAUGACUUCCAUAUUGACUUGCACUUUCAGAAAUCUACCUGUGACAUCAACCUGGGCCAACAAAUUCUCCCUAAGACCACUGAGCUAUUCCUCCCAACCGCUGUCAACAGCUGUACAGACCCAAAGUAAGAAGACCUUAACCAAGCCCAAUGUAAAGAAUGUUGUGGUGGUGGACGGGGUGCGAAUUCCCUUUCUGCUGUCUGGCACUUCAUACAAAGAUCUGAUGCCACAUGAUUUGGCCAGAGCAGCACUUAAGGGCUUGUUACAUCGAACCAGUAUCCCAAAGGAUAGUGUUGAUUAUAUUGUCUAUGGUACAGUUAUCCAGGAAGUGAAAACAAGUAAUGUUGCUCGAGAGGCUGCACUGGGAGCUGGCUUCUCAGACAAGAUUCCUUCUCAUACUGUCACUAUGGCUUGCAUCUCUUCCAACCAAGCCAUGACAACAGGUUUUGGUUUGAUUGCUUCUGGCCAGUAUGAUGUGGUUGUGGCAGGUGGUGUGGAGUUAAUGUCAGAUGUCCCUAUUCGACAUUCUAGGAAGAUGAGGAAACUGAUGUUUGAGCUUAACAAGGCCAAGACCCUGGGUCAGCGACUGUCUCUAGCUUCUAAAUUCAGACUGAAUUUCUUAGCACCAGAGCUUCCUGCAGUGGCUGAGUUCUCAACCAGUGAGACGAUGGGCCAUUCUGCUGACAGACUGGCUGCCGCAUUCGCUGUUUCCCGCACGGAGCAGGAUGAGUAUGCCCUCCGUUCCCACACUCUGGCCAAGCAAGCCCAGGACCAAGGACUCCUCACUGACGUUAUCUCCUUCACAGUUCCAGGAAAAGAUACAGUUUCCAAAGAUAAUGGCAUUCGUCCUUCCUCCAUGGAACAAAUGGCAAAACUGAAACCUGCAUUCAUUAAACCAUAUGGCACAGUCACGGCUGCUAACUCGUCUUUUCUGACUGAUGGAGCUUCAGCAAUGUUGAUUAUGUCAGAAGAAAAAGCUUUGGCCUUGGGCUAUAAACCAAAAGCAUACUUAAGGGAUUUUGUGUAUGUGUCUCAAGAUCCAAAAGAUCAACUUUUACUGGGGCCAGCGUAUGCAACCCCUAAAGUGCUAGAAAAAGCAGGCUUAACAUUGAAUGAUAUUGACGUUUUUGAAUUUCAUGAAGCUUUCUCAAGUCAGAUUUUGGCUAACUUCAAAGCGCUGGAUUCAGAUUGGUUUGCACAAAACUACAUGGGUAGGAAAUCCAAGGUUGGUGCACCUCCUUUGGAGAAGUUUAAUACCUGGGGUGGAUCCCUGUCUCUUGGACAUCCCUUUGGUGCCACUGGUUGUCGUCUGGUUAUGGCAGCUGCCAACAGGUUACGGAAAAGCGGUGGUCAGUAUGGAUUAGUGGCUGCCUGUGCAGCAGGAGGACAGGGCCAUGCUAUGGUUGUGGAAGCUUACCCCAAGUAAGAGGACUAGAGAGUCCCUGAAGGAUCUGUGAGAGUCCUGUGCUAGGCAAUGCCAUUUCAGCGCACUAAUACAAAGUCAUCUAUACUUGUGUGCCUCUCUUAGGAAAGCAAGAUUUAUAGCCUUUUGUUAAAUAUCUCCUAAUUAAGCCUCAUGAGUGUUCUGAGCUGUUCAGUUAUCAUGGCUUGUAACUCUUUCAAGGAUUUCUUAACCUGACAAUAUAAUGCUUCCAAAGAGAUCUUUUUUCCUUUUUAAAAUUCUUUUUGUCAGUUUCAUUAGAAACUAAACGAGUGGUUGUAAUUUUAGGGAAUAGAUAACUAAGAUUUGAAAUCAUCUGUGUUACAUUCUCAAAAUCUCUUUCAGAAUUUUAUUUUGCUAAUAACAUACAGGUAAAUAUGGUUCCAUUCUAAAUAAAAUUUUACAAACCAAGUACCUACUCUAAUUUAAUAAUGAAAGGAUGAUGUAAAGUCUAAACUGCACUGAGAAACAUCAGUGAAUGUUUAAAUAUGGAAACAUCAUCCCUGUUUGCCCAACUUAAUAAACUAAGGAAGUAUUAGAGA